Pocillopora meandrina is the source of this 1083-nucleotide messenger RNA. NCBI's taxonomy places the organism in Eukaryota, Metazoa, Cnidaria, Anthozoa, Scleractinia, Pocilloporidae. The record is from the annotation of a GenBank genome assembly.
AUGGAUUACCCCAUCAUCGCAUACCUUGUCUUGGUUGUUGUCACCUUACCCAGGGUUGAAGGCCAGUUUCCCAGAGUCUGUACUGACCGGGGAAGUCUGAGAGACAAGAAAUGUUGUCCUACUCCUAAAGGCUUCACCACACAAUGUGGUUACGAUGGAGGCAGAGGACAGUGCCAGGCAUUGACCAUUCGUGAUUGGACAUCUAAGUACAGCCAUUACCGACCGUUCCAGAUGGAGGACGAGAGACACAACUGGCCGCGUGCUCUUUACUACAAAGUCUGCAAAUGCAACGCAAACUUUGCAGGUUACGAUUGCAGCAAAUGCGCGUUUGGUUACUAUGGCAGUACCUGCACGCAGAAGAAAAAUUUGAUACGAAGAAAUUUUCUAAGCCUGGAAUGGUGGGAGAAAGAUCGAUACAUGACAUACGUCGAAAAAUCCAAGAGAGAUCAAAGUGACUUCGUGGUUACAUCUACUUCUUACGAAAAGAUCUACAGAACCGUUAUGUACGGUGGGAACCCAAAGCGCUUCUUUUCUGGUGUCACUAACUAUGACCUGUUCACGUGGAUGCAUUACUAUGCUGCACGUGACACCAUUUUACCGCAUAAUAAGACUGAAUCUGAUAUUGACUUUGCACACAAUGGUCAGGGAUUUCUCUCAUGGCAUCGAUUGUACUUGUUGGCAUGGGAGAGAACCUUGCAGGAAAUUAAUAAGGAUGAAGAAUUUGCCCUUCCUUUCUGGGACUGGACUGAGAAUCCCACUCGAUGCGAACCCGCAAUUUGCUCUGAAAAGCUCCUUGGCGUAACGGACCAAACUACUGGCAUUGUGAGGGGCGAAUACUUUAAUGAUUGGUACGUCCUUUGCACCCGCGAACAAACCGAUAAUUUAACAAAGCCGUGCGACCCCACCGACAAAAGAAAAGGCUUGAAACGGAACACAGAUGAUGAGAAGGAGAAGAAAGUGAAGGAAAAAGGAUAUACUAUGACAAUUCCAACAAAAACAGAAGUUAACUUUGCGCUCCGUUUUGAGACCUUUGACCGCCCACCCUACAACAAAAGUUCCAGCUGCAAUUUUAAAACAUCCUAG